GCCGUGUGUAAUUACACUGUGUACGUGGAAAUGUUUACUCCUUUCUGAUACCGACGGCUUAUAGCGAUGUCUUUAAAGUUCGUCGAGGUUUUUAGAAUGUUUAGACAAUAUAUUCGCAAAUAGUUAUAUGCAGUCGCGUAUAGGUUUCCCGACUAAUCGUUAACGUUACUUCAUAUGAAAAAGACCCAACACUGUCAUCAAUUUAGCAUGCUAACUAGCUAGCACUUGCAACAACGUUAGCUAGGACUAAUUAGACCGCUACAGCUAGCUAGCUGGCUAAAUGGCUAACUACAUUUACCACGUUGAAAAAAUGCAAAUGCAAGUAAAAGACCAGAAGAGCUAGCUAAUUAGCUGCACUGUAGGUUUGUCAGAAAUAUCAAACGCACCGUGAGCGUUAUAUCAACAUUUGUUUGCCCGGCUGUUACGGCUGUUGCAAUGGCACCGAUGGGAAUCCGACUGUCCCCACUUGGAGUGGCAGUUUUCUGUUUACUCGGAGUUGGCGUCAUUUACCAUUUAUAUGCUGGGGUUAUAUCUAGUAGAAUAGCUGGUUUUAGGCAGAAGAAGACAGUUGAUCUUAGAGACUUGUUGGCUUUAUCAAUUGAAGCUUCCAUUCAGGGUGGACGCGAGGUUAAACGAAUACGUGAGGAUGACACCUUAGAAGAAAGGUCUAAAGGAAAGACCAAAGAAGGAGCCAGCGAAAAGCUCACACUUGGCGAUCUGAACUCGCACCGGAAAAUGUAUUACCUGAUUAAAAACACAUAUCCUUAUUUGCAGGUAAACUCAGAAGAGCACGAUAGCUCUGACGGAGAGGCCACUAUAUGGACUCGUAACAUCCCUGAUAAUGUUCUGAACAAGAUCCCAGGGAGUAAAAUGGUGCCGUCAGAAAGUGUGACAGUAUGGAUAGAUCCGCUGGACGCUACUCAAGAAUACACAGAAAAUCUCCGGAAGUAUGUCACGACCAUGGUGUGUGUGGCUGUGAAUGGAGAUCCUGUUGUAGGUGUGAUCCACAAACCUUUCACUGGAUACACAGCAUGGGGCAUGGUGGGGCAAGGAGCAAACGUGGGACCCCGUGGCUCCUACAAUGCCAACAACCCCAAGGUCAUAGUGUCACGAUCACAUUCAGGCAAAGUCAAAGGCUUCAUUCAGCAGGCUUUUGGGAACAAUACUGAAAUCAUACCAGCUGGAGGGGCAGGCUAUAAGGUGCUUGCUCUUCUGGAUCCAUCUGAUGAUGAGUACGAAAAGGCAGAUAUGUACGUCCAUGUAACCUAUAUCAAGAAGUGGGACAUUUGUGCUGGAAAUGCAAUUUUAAAGGCUCUGGGCGGUCACAUGACCACUCUUAAAGGAGAGGAGAUCGACUACUCAGGCUCUGAGAGUAACACGGGUGGUUUGCUGGCAAGCAUCAAAAUAGACCACAAGAAGCUAGUGAGUAGGCUACCACCCUGGGACGAGAACAAAUAGUGAGAGGGCAAUCCUGUCCCAAAUGGCUCUGCUUACUUCAGCGCCACCCAGUUGUGUUAAUACGAUGGCAUACCAGGUAAAGCACACGAUUACACUAACUGGUCCGGUGGUACACAGCUCUGCGGUUGACUCCUGGAUAAGUGCCACUCCUUACACGGGCUCAAAGGAAGGUUGCCUUGAGCUGCAAGGGGAUAAAAGGUUAGAUUAUGUACUUGCCAUUUAAUAAUUUACUGAACUGGUCUAAUAUUUAAAGAUGCAAAGUAAAAAAAAAAAAAAAAAAAAAAAGACAAACACAGGGUUUCCGUAAAGCCGUGUUACUAUUGUUAAUCUCCACGUUGAACAUGAAUCUUUGUUUGAGUCUAGUUUGUUUGGUAUGUGCUCUCAGGAAGUGCACACUUUGGCUUAUUGAAUCCUUUGUGUAUGUAAAGAGAUUCCAUGUAAUAACUGUCAAGGUUGUUACUGAGAACCCCAACUUAAACUAUGUACUCAUGUGUAUGACUUUGCUCCUCCUCAAUUCAGAUAUCAAUCUCUGUGAUAGUGGGAGGUAAUCUCACACUGUCUUAUCAGCACUCCAGGUCUUCUAGUUUAUGCACUGUCUCCUGAACAGCUGUAGAUAAAAUGCAGCAUUUCUAAGAAAUUGUGAUUGUUGUGAUUGAUUAAUUGUUUGUUUCUUUUUUUUUUUUAGCUUCUUUUGUUGGUAUGGGCUUUGAAAAAGGUUGCUGUGACUUUCCUUCCUCACGUUUGUGUGCGUUUUAUUCUUAGAUAACAAAACAGCACAUUAGACAGGUCAUUGAGAUUUUAAUGUAGCGCUUGGGACACUCAUUCACUGUGAUUACUAACUGCAUUGGACUUUUUCAGAGGAGGUAUUUUUGUAUGAAUACUUAUGUCCUAGACAUGCUUCUGUGCCCUUCCUCUCUUCAGUGGUGCGCAUGUGACUGGCUUGUAAAUACUGCAGGUAAUAACUUUUUUCCAUUAAAAACCUGCAUGUUCACCAUUUAGAUACUGAGGCAUGUAAUGUGGUUGAUGUCAUAGUGCUGGCUUUAAUUUAAUUUAAAAUUUUGAUUGUAAAAGGGAGCAAAUAAUUUCAUUGUACUCUGAAGGUAAUUUCAAGGUGGUUAUUUUGCCUUGUUGAAAGAUGUGAAAUAUGUUUCACAAAUAUUUUUGGUGACACCAAAUGAAAAAUAAUUCUAUAAAUAAAUGAAGUGUGGUACACUGUA
Molecule: messenger RNA, 2675 nt
Organism: Electrophorus electricus (electric eel)
Lineage: Eukaryota; Metazoa; Chordata; Actinopteri; Gymnotiformes; Gymnotidae
Gene: bpnt2
Product: 3'(2'), 5'-bisphosphate nucleotidase 2
Biological process (GO): phosphatidylinositol phosphate biosynthetic process
Cellular component (GO): endomembrane system
Molecular function (GO): 3'-nucleotidase activity
Source: RefSeq, a predicted model, not a curated record